GAAAGCAGAUAACGCUUGAAUACGUGUGCUUCUACUUACCACUACUCCAUGAUUCUUCCACUUUCACCGUGAACAACUGAACUGCAACAUCCGUUCAAAUCGCUUCUCCUUCCUCGUUCCUUUCGUGGACAACCACUGCUUACCAUGAUGGCGCUCAAUUCGUUGUCACCACUUUCCGUUAAUUCUCUUCUCGUAUCUUCAAGCUCAACUUCCCUCACUUCGGAUUCUCAUUCAAAGCCCUUUGCCAUUUCCUGCCAAUUGAACUCAAACAGAGUUAACUCUGAAGAAAGAAGAAAGAGUGUUGGUUGUAGUACAGCGCCUGCCAAUGCCGAAUUCAGGAAAUGGGGGAAAGUGGUUUCGGCCACGCUGGCGGCCGCCGUCAUUGCCUUCGGCUCUGACAUGUCUGCCCUUGCUGAUCUCAACAAAUUUGAGGCUGAAAUGAGGGGUGAAUUUGGAAUAGGAUCGGCAGCACAAUUUGGCUCUGCAGAUCUCAGGAAAGCAGUGCAUGUGAAUGAAAAUUUCAGAAGAGCCAAUUUCACAGCUGCUGAUAUGAGAGAAUCUGAUUUUAGCGGUUCAACUUUCAAUGGUGCAUACCUUGAGAAAGCUGUUGCAUACAAGGCAAAUUUUUCAGGGGCCGAUUUAAGUGAUACAUUGAUGGAUCGCAUGGUUUUAAACGAAGCCAAUCUCACUAAUGCCAUUCUCCUUAGAACAGUCCUCACACGGAGUGACCUUGGGGGUGCCAUCAUCGAAGGUGCUGACUUUAGUGAUGCUGUGUUGGACCUUACCCAAAAGCAGGCUUUAUGCAAGUAUGCCAGUGGCACAAAUCCUGUUACAGGAGUGAGCACAAGAGUAAGCUUAGGUUGUGGAAACAAACGACGAAAUGCUUAUGGCUCCCCAUCAUCUCCCCUUUUAAGUGCUCCACCACAGAAACUGCUUGACCGAGAUGGUUUCUGUGAUGAAGCAACAGGACUUUGCGAUGCAAAGUAGUUACUCGGAGUAAUCUUUGCUACAAGGCCAUAGUCGUGUAAAUAUAUCAGAGACUAUAAUUGAGGUCUGUUUGUCUUUUGGACUUCUGAGAGCAUAUCCGCAUUCAUGAAAUGAUGCCACUUCUUGAAUCUAUGUUGGGUAUUGUUGGCCUCUGUUUAACAAGCCAGAACCUAUUUUGGCAGUCAUCUUUCUCCUAUGUAAGAUCUGCUGGAUAUAAGAUUAUGUUUCGUCCUUUGCACAUAAUGAACCUUGUAAGUCCCAUUUCUUGUUUAAGUUUAUCCUUUGCACAUGCACUUUUAA
Molecule: messenger RNA, 1287 nt
Organism: Vigna angularis (adzuki bean)
Lineage: Eukaryota; Viridiplantae; Streptophyta; Magnoliopsida; Fabales; Fabaceae
Product: thylakoid lumenal protein TL20.3, chloroplastic
Exons: 6
Coding region: 145-987 (280 amino acids)
Source: RefSeq, a predicted model, not a curated record